UGUCUUCGUCUAUUGAUUUCUACUCCGUGGUGGAAUUUGGUGGUGGCAAUUACGGAGCAGAAGCGGCUUAACGGAGAUGCAGCACAGUGGGAGCUUGUCGAGUAGUAAUAGUUCGUCAGUGAGAGUACCGCCCUUGUCUCCGCAGUCUCAGCAGUCAUCGAGGCGGCUGAGCUUGUGCUCGCAAAUAGCAACCCACACGUCCUCGAUUGUGUUCCCGGAGAAACGUGCUAAGAAGCAUAAAGCUUUCUCCAAACGCAGCGAAGGCCCUAUCGCGGAUGAUCAAAGUGAUAAAUCCAAAAGGGAAGAGCAUCGUAUUGAUAUUGGUGGAGGGGAUGAAAAUUCCGAUUUGCUUGGCUAUGUAGUUUACUCAGGGAAGCUCAUUUUGGAUAAGAGAAAGAAUGUCCAAAAUAAUAAUAAUUCCUCCGAUAUAGAGCAGGAUUCUUCUACUGAUAUAGCCAGCCAAGAAGCUGUUGCUGCUAAACUCACCAGCAAGGCAUUGAUUUGGGGUUCACAUGUAUUGUCAAUUGAUGAUGUCAUCUCGGUAUCCUACAAUGUUGGUGUUAAACAUUUCACUGUGCACUCUUACCCUCUAAAAAAGGCAGCUUGUGGCUUCUCGGGAUUUAUUAAACCAAAGAGAAGGCGAAAGGAUUUUUGUUUCUUGGCUUCUAGUGUAGAAGAGGCAGUUCAAUGGGUUGGUGGGUUUGCAGACCUGCAUUGUUACAUAAAUUGUUUGCCUCACCCUUUAGUUUCUUCGAAGAAGCAAGCUUCUUCUGAAUUGUUUCCAAUAGAUACUCCUCCUGAGCUUGUAUUCAGAUGCAAGAAUUCAUCAAAAAUGCUUGUGAUAUUGAAUCCAAGGUCAGGUCGGGGUCGUUCCUCUAAAGUUUUCCAUGAGAUUGUGGAACCGAUAUUUAAGCUUGCUGGAUUUAGAUUGGAGGUAGUCAAGACAACAUCUGCCGGCCAUGCUAAAAAGCUGGCAUCUACUGUUGAUAUCAGCACAUGCCCUGAUGGAAUAAUAUGCAUUGGUGGUGAUGGGAUUAUCAAUGAGGUUCUAAAUGGUCUGCUUAGUAGAGACAAUCAGAAAGAAGGAAUUUCUAUACCUAUCGGAAUUAUACCAGCAGGUUCUGAUAAUUCAUUGGUUUGGACUGUUCUUGGUGUUAGAGAUCCAGUCUCUGCCGCGAUUUCUAUUGUAAAGGGAGGUCUAACUGCUAUAGAUGUUUUUGCUGUUGAGUGGAUUCGGACUGGUGUUAUUCACUUUGGGAUGACCGUAUCUUAUUAUGGUUUUGUCAGUGAUGUCUUAGAACUUUCUGAGAAAUAUCAGAAGCCAUUUGGUCCACUACGAUAUUUUGUUGCGGGGUUCCUAAAGUUAUUGUGUUUGCCAAAGUACAACUAUGAAGUGGAGUACCUCUCAGCAGCAAAAGAGGAUCAAGAAGGUAAAACCUCUACUGAUAGGGAGGUAGUCAACAUGUCAGAUCUUUAUACCGACAUUAUGAGGAGGUCAAACACAGAUGACAUUCCCAGAGCUUCUAGUUUAUCUAGUAUUGAUUCAAUAAUGACUCCCAACCGAGCGUCUAUAGGUGAGAUGGACACAUGUAGUAGCACUCAUGCCAGCACCGAACCAUCUGAAUACGUCCGUGGCCUUGAUCCAAAGACUAAACGUUUGUCAUUUGGGAGAAGCAAUGUAACAGCUGAGCCUGAAGUUAUUCACCCUCAGAUACCACUCUCAACAACUUCAAACUGGCGAAGGACCAGAUCGAAAUCUAGGACAGAUAAAGGAUGGAGUGGAUUGACUGCAGCACCUGAUCCUUCUAGAUGUUCUUGGGGUAAUGCUGCAACAAAUGAUAGCGAGGAUAUAUCUUCGACAUUGUCCGAUCCCGGUCCAAUUUGGGAUGCUGAACCAAAAUGGGACACUGAAGCUAAUUGGGAUAAGGAAAAUCCUAUUGAGUUACCAGGGCCACAAAAUGAUGUUGAUUCAGGAAUAAAGAAGGAAGUUGCCCCAAGAUUCGAAGAUAAAUGGAUUGUAACUAAGGGACCGUUUCUUGGUAUCCUUGUGUGCAACCAUGCAUGCAGAACAGUGCAGAGUUCUCAGGUGGUGGCUCCGAAAGCUGAACAUGAUGACAACACCAUGGAUAUGCUCUUAGUUCAUGGGAGUGGGCGACUUCGGUUGAUUAGAUUUUUCUUGCUUCUACAGAUGGGUAAACACCUUUCACUGCCAUAUGUUGAAUAUGUCAAGGUAAAAUCAGUUAAAAUUAAGGCUGGGAAACACACACACAACGGUUGUGGCAUUGAUGGUGAGUUUUUCCCCCUUGACGGAGAAGUAGUGUUGUCGUUGCUUCCAGAACAGUGCAGACUAAUCGGUCGAUUCCCUGGCCAUCAUGUAUGAUGACCAAGAGACAUGUUUUCUCUAGAAAUGUUCUUUUUGUCUUAUGUAGGAUGCAAAUGCUUUCUUCUAGACUUGCAGCACGGGAGUGUCGGAGGAUACUUGUACAAGACAGAUAUUUGGUCUGAUACUAUAGUAUUUUUCAUGCUAAAACCCCUCCAAUUUGUGCCAUUACAUACUGUUAAUCUCUUUUCGUCUGUUGCUUUUUUGUUUGCUUCUUGUUAGUUCCAUGGUAUAUACGCUUUUCUUCUGUUUGUUUUCUCUGUGAGCUUCUAAAUGUACUGGAUCAGAAAGAACACUUGAUUUUAUUUUA
Messenger RNA from Hibiscus syriacus, 2690 nucleotides. Its product is annotated as sphingoid long-chain bases kinase 1-like. The record is from RefSeq and is a predicted model, not a curated record. NCBI's taxonomy places the organism in Eukaryota, Viridiplantae, Streptophyta, Magnoliopsida, Malvales, Malvaceae. The transcript has 8 exons. Gene Ontology annotation, cellular component: membrane; cytoplasm; intracellular membrane-bounded organelle. Gene Ontology annotation, molecular function: kinase activity. Bases 77 to 2380 code for a protein of 767 amino acids. Gene Ontology annotation, biological process: sphingosine biosynthetic process.